Messenger RNA from Tinamus guttatus (white-throated tinamou), 692 nucleotides. NCBI's taxonomy places the organism in Eukaryota, Metazoa, Chordata, Aves, Tinamiformes, Tinamidae. The record is from RefSeq and is a predicted model, not a curated record.
AUGUGCUUGACAGAAACAUUCAGCAGUUCGGACUUGUCCAUUUAUGUGUUGCGUUUUCAUGGGCCAUCAAACAGUGAAGGGGCUGCCAAGGUCAACCUCCUGAAGAGGGUCCCGGCGCUGAAGGAUGGAGACUUCACCCUAGCAGAAUGCACCGCUAUCCUCCUGUACCUGAGCCGAAAGUACAACACUCCUGACCACUGGUACCCGUCGGACAUACAGAAACGGGCCCAGGUAGAUGAGUACCUCUCCUGGCAUCACGCUAACAUCCGGGCUAAUGCUCCUAAGACCAUGUGGAUCAAGGUGCUGAUUCCCCUCUUCACUGGGCAGCCCCUGCCCACAGAGAAGCUCCAGGAGGUUAUGGAGGGGCUGUCCACUUCGCUGAAGCAGUUUGAGGAGAGGUUCCUUCAGGACAAGGCUUUCAUCAUCGGCAGCGAGAUCUCUCUUGCGGAUCUCGUGGCCAUUGUGGAGCUGAUGCAGCCCGUCGGAGUCGGCUGCGACGUCUUUGAGGACAGGCCGAGGCUGAUGCGGUGGCGCCAGCGGGUCGAGGAAGCUGUGGGGAAAGAGCUUUUCUUCCAAGCCCAUGAGAUGAUCCUGAAUAUCAAAGAACUGAGCAACAUUCAGAUCGAUCCACGGCUGAAGGAGCACCUGGCACCUGUGUUGAUGAAGAUGCUGAAAUGAAUUAACCUAUGUUA